CAAGAUGAAAGUAUCGGAGUUUGCCACCAAAAAGAAUACCGCUGUUAAGGAUAAAAUCAUCAGAGAAUCGUUGCACAUGUUGCAGCCAUCAGCCAUGGAUAAAGAAAAUCUGGUUGCUGCUGGUAGAAUACUCAGAUCUAAUAAACAAACUAAGGAAGCAAAGACUGAAAAUGUUACAUCAGGCAAAACAAGAUCUAGUCCUUCAAUUAAAUCUAAGAAGAUUACAUUUGAAGACAAAGCUGUACAGACUGCUCGAGGAGAAAAAAUAAAAAUUGAGGUUGAGGAUUUAACAUCUCUAGCUGGUCCCAGUGAGAACUAUUGGGAAGUCUUGGCUGAAAGACGGCAAAUAGCGCUUGAUGAUGCAUUUGAUGAAAUUAAGACACUUAAAGAUCGUAUAGGGGAGAAACAAAAUGAAAUAAAUAAGAUAAAAGAACAAAACAAAAAAUUAGAAGAAGAAAAAAUUGUACGUGAGGAAAUGUUAAAAGAAUUAAGGACACUUAUUGAAGUAUUGCAGGAUAUGAUUCAAGAUGACAGCAGUAGCAUAAAUCAUUCAUUGGAUGACAGCAUGCCAUGAUAUGAAUACAAUAUAUAAAAAACAGCAGACUGCUACUUCCAUCUUGCUGGCUAUAAAUAAUCAAAGAAGAAGAAAUAUUCACGCGCUGCAUACAUUAAAGAGAAAGCUGGAAAAGGCUGAAAACGGCUUAAAACAAGAAAAAUUUAUUCAAUAUUGUUGCAGUUCUGGAUGUUUUAUAGUUUAUGAUAUAGCUACGAUGACAUAUAUCAGCAAUGUAGUGAUAUUGCAUUGUUUUGAUAGCUCGGUUACGUAUCCUACUACACUGAGGAAGAAAAUGAUAUAUGAGUGUCUAUUGUUUUUGGGAAAAGACUAUUGGUUAUCUUAAUGUUUGUCUGAGCUUAUUAGUUGACCGUCCCAGGUACAUAUUUCUUUAUCUAGAGUUCCAUAAACAAAGAUCUAAGGAAAAUAUAAAAUAUCCUAAUCGGAGUGACCCUCGAGUUUUCUAAGUAUACACUUAGAAUUUAUCUAUGGGUUUGACAUGCCUGAAGUGAAUAACGGUCAUAAAGCAAACAUUUGGUUGAUUGAAUGAAUUAUAUAGUUACUGUGAUGAGUUGUUAAUUGAUUCAAUGAUUGCGAUUUGAUUAGUAACGUUUUGCUUUAAAGCAAAAAGUAUAUGAAGUGCUUGUUAAUGACCUUCAAUUAUUACAACAGAGAAUAAUACAUGCGUGCAACGAAAUUUCAGUUGCACAAUGUCAGUCAGCCACUCGUUCUGUUAUUGAUAGGUGCAAUGUUUGUCUUCGCGCUGGAGGUCAGCAUUUUGAACAAAAUAUUUAAUAAUUACAUUAAAUUGAUUACUGUAAAGCAAUAAAGAGAAA
Harpegnathos saltator (Jerdon's jumping ant) is the source of this 1389-nucleotide messenger RNA. Its product is annotated as geminin. The record is from RefSeq and is a predicted model, not a curated record. NCBI's taxonomy places the organism in Eukaryota, Metazoa, Arthropoda, Insecta, Hymenoptera, Formicidae. Gene Ontology annotation, biological process: negative regulation of cell cycle; negative regulation of DNA replication. The transcript has 6 exons. Gene Ontology annotation, cellular component: nucleus. Bases 5 to 574 code for a protein of 189 amino acids.